Molecule: messenger RNA, 942 nt
Organism: Colletotrichum destructivum
Lineage: Eukaryota; Fungi; Ascomycota; Sordariomycetes; Glomerellales; Glomerellaceae
Product: Putative het-s prion-forming domain, prion-inhibition and propagation, HeLo
Exons: 1
Coding region: 38-892 (284 amino acids)
Source: RefSeq, a predicted model, not a curated record
UGGAACUCCGGGUGCUGUUGCACAAUCGACGUUUAUCAUGGCUGAAGUUUUCGGUGUUGUCACUGGUGCCUUGAGCGUUGCUGCUCUUUUCAACAACUGCGUGGAUUGUUUCGAAUACAUCCAGCUGGGCCGCCGUUUCGGGCGUGACUACCAGAGAUGCCAACUCAAGCUGGACGUGGCCCGGACGCGCCUCAGCAGAUGGGGCGAAGCGGUCGAUGUCAGCAAGGAUGCCACUUUUAGCACGAAUACGCCCGUCGAGCAGCCAGUCCAGCUCGCACAGUCGAUCCUAGAAGAGAUCAUGGACCUCUUCCAGGCAGCAAACAAAACGUCCCGUCGAUACGAGAAGACCGCAAAGCCAGAGGAGCUGGACCUCUAUACGGAGAAGGACCUGACGCUGGUCUUCGGCAGGCUCCACGAUCGGCUAAAGGGUGUUGCGCAUCGGAGGCAGAACGACAUAGGCCUGGCCAAGAAGACGGCUUGGGCGCUGUAUGACGGACGAGAAUUCGAAAGGACCAUCGACCGAAUUACAGGCUUUGUCGAUGAUUUGGAGAAGCUGUUUCCUGUGGAAGCCACCUGCCGCCGGCUGGCAGGGAUCGAAAUUGAAGAUGUCGAGGACGAGCCAACUUUGGCAGUGUUGAAGGAAGCGGCUCAGGAUACCGACAAGGCAUUGUUCGAUGCUACUGCGCAGAAGGUACAGACGAUCUCCAGUCGAAAUUUCGCCAAGGAAGUCAGGGGAGCCGGCAAUGCGGACGUCCAGGUUGGUAACCAAUACAGCGAGGAGAUGUUUCGUGGUGUUGCCAUUGCGGAGCGGACCUCAAAUUCAGCAGAAGUAGUGGACGCGAAAGACACAUCCAAAGUACAGAUUGGAGGUCGGUUCGGUGUGCGGUUCUAGCAAAUCACCUUGCCCAGACCUAAGGGACGUUCAAUUGAGACGAUUUUGCC